AUGAACUAUACUAUUUACAAUAUUAAAUCUGGUAAGUUUGAGAGUCAAAUGCUUCAAAAAUCAAAUACAAUUAAAGUAAAAGCAGACGAAGCCUUAGUUAUUACAUCAAAGAGUCUCUUUUUAUUACAAAAGUUGGAGGUGACAUCAAUAACUCUUGAAACAAUACUUGAUCGCCAAUACACAUUCAAUUAUGGUCCAUACUAUAAAACUACGCAAUACAACAUCUUCAACGAUGCAAAGGAUGGAAACCAAAAAUCUAGUAAUGCAAGCCCAAUAACCAUUACAGAACUCACGCCAGGUGUAGUUGACAUCAUGUUUUAUGGAGGCAUGAAAGAAUUCGAUGUCAAGGCAAACACGAUUGUAACCAUCUGCAGGACAAAAGGACAAGCAGGUGUGACAGGUUCUGCUGAUGGCAAAGAGUUUACUGCAGCUACUUCAAUGAUAAUUUUCAACAAAAACGGCAAAAUUUCAUUGAGUUCAAGUUUAUAUCCAGUAGUUAGAGUCUCAAUUGUUAAAUUCGAAAAUCUACCAAAGUUCGAAAAAGUUUUAUCAUUUUUUGGACCAAAAAAGCUGCGAGUUAAGAAUGGAGCAGCCACAGCGACACUAGAUGAUGUUGUUUUCCCAGAAAGGAAAAUCUUGUUUGUUGUUCCAAAUCCAUACAAAAUGAAGCCUGAAGUCUUCAAAACUGGAAAUUUCCUUAAUUCGACUUGUUAUAACAGACAAGGUGAACUCGGUGAAUUGUCCGUGUACCCAGGAAUGUGCUUCCUGGAAUUUUCGAAAGAUGCAACGGCGGAAGACUAUUUCCAAAUUUACUACGAUAUUAAAAGCGAAAGUCCAUAUCAAAGCAACUCUUAUUACCUAAAUGGUACGGAAGGAGUAAUGAGUGUUGGCGAUUAUUCGUCUGCGGGAGUGGAUGAUAAUGAAGAUUUUUGGCAUAAAUACAAGAAUUACAUAUUUAUUGCAGUCGGAGUGAUUGUUUUGAUUGUAUUAAUUGCAGCCUGUUGCUGUUGCUGCAAGAAGAAAAAGAAAGAUAAUUACUAUUCUUCAGAGUCUUCAAGUGAUUAUUAUUCAUCUGAAGUUUAG
Trichomonas vaginalis G3 is the source of this 1083-nucleotide messenger RNA. RefSeq lists its product as uncharacterized. NCBI's taxonomy places the organism in Eukaryota, Parabasalia, Trichomonadida, Trichomonadidae. The record is from RefSeq and is a predicted model, not a curated record. The coding region runs from base 1 to 1083 and encodes 360 amino acids. The transcript has a single exon.